AUGUUGGGAAUUAUGAAAUUGUAUCGGAAGCCGUCCCCCAUACAGCAGAUCCACGCCCACAGCACAUUCACAAGUCAUCGCCGCCCUCAUUACCCCUUCCGUAUCAUCCCAAGAUCAGCCAGUCAUCAAAGACAAGGCGCCCUCAGAACCGCCCACGCAGCGGACGCCCUGCUGUGCCACUUCGCUCUCUCCGUGAAACACAAUUACGCGGCUCUAAAAUUUGAUUGUGUCGGCGGCGGCGACCACAGACUCGAGGCGCAAGGCUCCCUGCCGCCGAGGAUCAGCGAGCGGGCCGGACGCGUGGUGGCCCAGGCGGGCUCCCGGGUGACCCUCCCGUGCGUCGCCCAGGGUCAUCCGCCGCCGCACUACACGUGGUAUCGUGGAUCUACGCCCCUCACGCCCAGCAGCGGGGUAUGGACCGUGGGAGGCUCUCUGGUCCUAGGCGGUGUCGGCGUAGGUGACGCAGGGGAGUACACCUGCGUGGCCAACAACAGCGCUGGCGAGACGAGGUUCUCUGCGCACCUGCUGGUCACGACGCCCCUCACGGUGCAGGUGACUCCACGCGAGGUGCAGGUCGACGCAGGUGGCCGCUUGGAGCUCAGGUGCCACGUUUCAGGUGAACCAGUUGACACCGUCACCUGGUUCAAGGAUGGCGUUACUCUCAGAUUCUUUGAUGUCAGGCGGCCGCAUGAGGAUCCGGCCCCGGGAGUCCUUGCACGUGGCCCCCGUAGACCCGUCCGACGCUGGGUCUACCAGUGCGCGGCGACUUACGGCACGGACUACGCCCACGCCUACGCCCACGUCACUCUCGGAGCUGAGACUGGAUCCAUUGAGAUAACUGAUAUUACUAGCAUUACUACGAACGUUCUUGAUCCUCCUUCUGUUAGUGUUUUUACUACUAACACAACUGCAAAUGCAACUACAGCUAGUACUUCUACUACUACCAUUACUUCUUCAUCUAUAAUUACUUCAAGAGCCCGCCAGCCCACCAGCCCAUCAGCCCACUCGCUCCACCAGCCCACCAAUCCACCAGCCUCACCAGCCCACCAAUCCACCAGCCCACCAACCCCAGCACCAACCCACCAGCCCACCAACCCACCAGUCCACAGACCACCAGCCCACUCCACCAGCCCACCAACCCCACCAGGCCCAGGACCACCAGCUAACGAGGAAAGGAGGAAAGAAACUGCUGCGCCUCAGCUGGUGUACCGCUUCAUCGAGCAGACGCUGCAGCACGGGCCAGCUGUCUCCCUCAAGUGCAUCGCCACGGGCACCCCCACGCCCCAUAUCACGUGGGCGCUGGAUGGGUUCCCGAUCCCACACUCCCACAGGUACUUGAAGGGCCAGUACGUAUCAGCCCACGGUGACGUCAUCAGUCACGUGAACAUCAGCAGCGUGCACGUGACCGACGGAGGCACGUACAGCUGCACGGCGGAGAACAGCGCCGGCAAGGUCGUCCACUCGGCACGACUGAACGUGUACGGACCGCCCCACAUACGACCCAUGGGGCAGCUGUCAGCGGUCGCCGGGGAGACCUUUUCCGUGACCUGUCCUGCCUCGGGUUAUCCGCUGCACAAGAUCAUCUGGACGAAAGACGGCGUGCGACUCCCGACGGGGCACCGGCAGCGCGUCUUCCCCAACGGCACCCUCGUGAUCGAGCAGGUGACGCGGGGCACGGACGACGGGCAGUACUCGUGCACGGCCAUGUCGAGGCAGGGCCGCUCGGACACGCAGCAGCUGACCGUGCGCGUCAUGGUGGCGCCGGAAAUAUUGCCUUUCCACUUUGAGAAGAAGUUGCAACAAGGAACGCGCGCCGGCGUGGCUUGCAUCGUUAGCACGGGGGACCCGCCCAUCACCUUCACUUGGCAGAAGGACGGGCGUGAUAUCAAGGGCUCUGAGGACAUCUCCACGUCCAAAAUGGGCGAUUACAGCAACGCUCUGUUGAUCAACAACCUCACAGCCCAGCACAGCGGCGUGUACACCUGCACAGCCGCGAACAGCUGGGCGAAGGCCACCCACUCGGCCUCUCUCGACGUUACCGUGCCGCCCCGGCUGGCGCCCAUGGUUUUCCCCGCGGGUACCCGGGCAGGGAUGCGCGCGCAGGCCACGUGCUUGGUGCAGGAGGGCGACCAGCCCGUGUCGCUCUCCUGGACAAAGGAUGGCCAGCCCAUCGACCCUCAGCUUGACGUCCGCUUCUCGCAACUGGAUGUCUUCACCUCCAUCAUAGUGAUCGAGCGGGCCACGGCGGCCCACUCCGGCAACUACACCUGUGCGGCCACGAACCCCGCCCGCACCGCCACGACGACCGGCCCCCUGACCGUCAGCGUGCCCCCAGCCUGGGUAGUAGAGCCAUCGAGUGCCAACGUGGCCCUGGGCGGAACCGUGGCCCUCCACUGCCUGGCCAAAGGGUUUCCUAAUCCCACUGUCGUCUGGAGAAAGGAGACGGCCCUUCAAACUGAAAUUGAAAAUAUACGAGAAUCGGACAGCCGUUCCUCGCUCAACCUGAACCGUUCACAGCGUUUGAUGCGCCUGAAGCGGUGUUCAGUCUCAGGUGAAUUCGCGGGCGUGGCCACGGGCGAGGGGGGCGUGGCCGGCUUCGAGAACGGCACCCUGCUGGUGAGUCGCGCCGAACGCCGCCACGAGGGCCGGUACCUGUGCGAGGCCAAUAACGAGGUCGGCGCCGGGCUCUCCAAGGUCGUUACCCUCAGCGUCAACGAACCGCCGUGGUUCGCCGUCAGGAGCCAGCGCCAGCAGGUGGUCGUGGGCGCCACGGCGACGCUCUCCUGCGAGGCCCACGGGGACAUCCCGCUCAAGCUGGUCUGGACGAGGGACGGCGCCCCCCUGCCCGCGCUGCCGAGGUGUAAUGGGAAAGUACAUGUGGUCAAGAGUGUUACAGCUAUCAUUUCUAAAUACAGGCGAGUGGGCGUGGAAGAGGAAGGAUCUCGUCACCUGACCCUCACCUGGACGCCCCCUGAGGACUCCAAUGCACCCAUAUCCGCCUACAUCGUCACUUUCACGUCCCACGAUAGUCAGCCCUCGCAAGAGGGCCUGUUCGGCGCCCCUCGCGAAGUGACUGUAGAAGGCGACCAGAGGCGCGUCCGAAUCGAGGGUCUCCUGCCCGCUACGAUGUACGUGUUCACGGUCGUGGCGGAGAACAGGGUCGGCCGCAGCCAGCAGUCUUCGCCUCUCAGGGUCAAGACACAGGAAGAGGCCCCGUCAGGUCACCCGCAGAAUGUCAGGGUGGUGCCAGUGUCAUCGACGGCGCUGCAGGUGAGCUGGGAGCCGCCUCAUGAGAACCUUACCCAUGGCACUGUUCUUGGCUACUACUUGGGCUACAAAGAUGAUAGUGAGUCCGAGGGCGGAGCAUACAACUUCACCACCGUGGGCGUAGACAGCGUAGGCGUAACCACAGCCACGUUAGCGGGUCUCCGCCCCCACGCCCGUUAUUCCGUGGUGCUCCAAGCUUUCAACUCUCGGGGCGCGGGUCCGGCCUCGCCCCCCGCGCUGGGCACCACGCUCGAGGACAAACCUGGAGCGCCACCGGGUCACGUGACCUGUGAAACGGUGACGUCAUCCAGUGUGGUGGUGACGUGGUCGCCUCCUCCGCCUCGCCAAGCCAACGGCAUAAUCACUAACUACAGAGUCACUUACACGCAGAUGUUUUCCCAUGAAGAAGGUCGGACCGGCAGUGUGGUUUCCGAAGGCCUGCGAGCCACGCUGACCGGUCUGAAACCCUGGACCAACUACAGCGUGAGUGUAGCGGCGUCUACGAGGGCGGGCGAGGGCGUGCAGUCCCUUGCCCUCGUCUGCACUACUGAGCAGGAUGUGCCUGAAGCUCCAGCCCGCGUGAAAGCCGUGGUGUCGGGCCCUCGAGCCGCCGUAGUGUCGUGGGCGCCGCCCUUACGCCCACGAGGCCGCAUCACACGCUACACGGUGCACUGGGCGUCGGCGGGGAGUCGGAGCAUGCCCCACACCCGCCGCGUCGGCCCUCAUGUCACCCACUUGACCCUGCAUGACCUUCCACAUACUACACAUGAGGUAUGGGUCACAGCCUCGACGCGGAUGGGUGAAGGACCAAAGAGCAGUGUUACCGUCGUCACUCCUUCUCACACAGUGGGCGCGGGCAUAUGGGCGGUGGGCGGGAACCUGACAGCGGCGUGGAAGGAGGACGUGAGCUUGCCCUGCGGUGCCGUGGGCGUCCCCGAACCCGUGCUUACCUGGAGCCACGAGACGCUCCACAUUCCUGAGUCGCACUCCAGCAGGUUCACGGUCCAGCCGGACGGGACCCUCACCCUCACCGACAUCCAGCGGAGCGACAGCGGCCAGUACACGUGCACCGCCUCGAACCACCACGGCGUCGAUUCCGUGACUUACAAUCUCACUGUUCUGGUGCCUCCUUCGGCGCCCUCCCUCCACGUGACCGAGACGACGGCCUCCUCCAUCCGGGUGCAGUGGAGUGUGGAGGACACGGGCGGCGCGUCCCUCCAGGGCGCCACCUUGCACUACAGGUAG
Penaeus vannamei (Pacific white shrimp) is the source of this 4512-nucleotide messenger RNA. The record is from RefSeq and is a predicted model, not a curated record. NCBI's taxonomy places the organism in Eukaryota, Metazoa, Arthropoda, Malacostraca, Decapoda, Penaeidae.